UUAGUCGCCUGCCUAUUUUCAUAUUCAUUAGAACUGGGAGGUUGCCCGAGGAGCCCAGCUGAGUUUCAAGAUAUAAAAGCAACUUCGGGUGCCCCUUUCCAGCCGGGACGCAUUAAAGGGCUGGGAGCGGGGCAGCUCCCCGCGCGCAGCCCGAGCUUCCCCUUCCCUCCUCUCGGCCCUCCCUCCUCCCGCCCACCCUUUCCCUCCCCCCGAGCGCUCCGGCCUCCGCGCCCCGGGAGCUCCGCGACAGCUACCAGGAGUAUGGAGUUUCUGAGCGAGAAGUUUGCCUUGAAGAGCCCGCCGAGUAAAAACAGUGAUUUUUACAUGGGCGCAGGAGGCGCGUUGGAGCAUGUUAUGCAGACACUGGACAAUGAGUCCUUUUACAGCAAAGCCUCGGCGGGCAAAUGCGUGCAGGCCUUCGGGCCCCUGCCCCGCGCGGAGCAUCACGUGCGCCUGGAGAGGACCUCUCCCUGUCAGGACAGCGGCGUGAACUAUGGGAUCACUAAAGUAGAAGGACAGCCUCUUCACACCGAACUAAACAGAGCGAUGGACAACUGUAACAGUCUCCGGAUGUCUCCAGUGAAAGGGAUGCAAGAGAAGGGAGAACUGGAUGAACUUGGGGAUAAAUGUGACAGCAAUGUAUCCAGCAGUAAGAAGCGGAGACACCGAACCACCUUCACCAGCUUGCAGCUGGAGGAGCUGGAGAAGGUCUUUCAGAAAACCCAUUACCCAGAUGUGUACGUCAGAGAACAGCUUGCUCUGAGGACAGAGCUCACUGAGGCUAGGGUCCAGGUUUGGUUUCAAAAUCGAAGGGCCAAGUGGAGGAAGAGAGAACGUUAUGGCCAAAUACAACAAGCUAAAAGCCAUUUUGCGGCCACCUAUGAUAUAUCGGUUUUGCCCAGGACUGACAGCUACCCACAGAUUCAGAACAAUUUGUGGGCAGGAAAUGCGAGUGGUGGUUCUGUGGUCACUUCAUGCAUGGUACCACGUGACACCUCCUCCUGUAUGACACCUUAUUCUCACUCGCCUCGGACAGAUUCCAGUUACACAGGGUUUUCAAACCACCAGAACCAGUUCAGCCACGUGCCCCUCAACAAUUUUUUCACUGACUCUCUUCUUACGGGGGCUACCAAUGGACAUGCAUUUGAAACAAAGCCAGAGUUUGAAAGGCGGUCUUCCAGUAUCGCAGUCCUUCGAAUGAAAGCCAAGGAGCACACUGCCAAUAUUUCAUGGGCCAUGUAACAUACAGUACUCUUAUUUUUCUUUAAGUGGAAAAGUAAAACAUUCUUAUUUCUCAUAUUUAAAGGAUACCACAAUAAGCUGCUGUGUGUGGAAUUGCUAACGGUCAGGAUAUACAGUGAGACCAGCUUAAAUGAAUAGUUGUUAUUAUUUAACAUUAAAAUCUAAGAAUGAACCUCUGAAGACUAAAUAGGUUUACCAUGCACCAGUCUCCACAAACUCUGUUUUAGUAGUAUUUUUUUCUAUUGUACAAGUCGAUGAAAUACGAUCAUGCAACUUCUUAAAAGAAUAAAUGUAUUAAACAAACUCCUCUGUUAUAGAUUGAUUUAUGUUAGUUCUGUAUAACAAGAAAUCCCUUAUUGUAAAAUAAUACCUGAUAAAGGAAGAAAUGCACUGGGGAAAAUGUCAAGAUACCGAAGCUGUCAGGUAAAUAUUGAAGCAGGGCGUUUCAGGGAGGUAAAUGCCAUUUCUCCCUCUCUGACUCCACGGCAAAAUGGGCAUAUGCCCUGUUGACGAGAAUUUAUCUUCAGGUCUCAAAGAUUACUUCACCUCUAGAUGUUUCAGUGAAUUUUUGUCCCAUGGAAAAAGAACUCUUUUAAAAUGACCAGCAUUUGUAUGAAAUAUUUGGACAUAGUUCCCUGAAACCAUGUGGCUAAAGGUGAUAACUGAAAUAUUCCGGUGUGAUUUAAAAUACAGUUGUGAGAACAGUUUUUAUAAAUGUUAUCUUUUUGGUGAAAAAGCCAGCAUGGAUUCAGUGUCUUAGUUAUCACACACAAGAAAGAAAAGAAAGUUACAAUACCUGUUGUUACUCUUAAAUUAAAAUCGUGUUGAUUAAAUUGUACACACAAACAUCUAAUAAAUGCACUAAAAUGUAUUCUGUUAAAGGAGCAAUGAACUGGAAUUUAUACUUACUUCAUGUGCACGUGCAAGUGCACAUUUGUGUGCGUGUGUGUAUUUGGUUUUCAACAUAUAAUCCAUAAGCAUUUUUGCUACUGUGGUUUUGCAUAGGGAAUUAAAAUGUCAGAAGCCUCUCUCUAAAACUUCUGGUGGAAAAGAAGAGAAGAAAAAUACAUUGCAUCUGGAAAAUUGCUAACCCCAUUGAUUUACUUCUCCUCCCUUUCCCCUGUCACAUUCCAAGCUUUUUCAGAUGAGUGAAAUGUCAACCUCCUUGAAAGACUCUCAAGUUCAUAAAGGCAAAGUAAAUUAAUUGAAACGAAGAUGACUUUCAUGGCUUGAAUCAGAGCAAGCUCUGCUCUUUGUACUCUCUUAGAAUCUUCCUUGUGGUUUCUACAGACUUUAGGGAUAUUCUUGGGAGUUCUAAAGGCUAAAGGACAAGAGUACAUGAAUUUAAAAAUUAAAUUUAAGAAAAAAGUACUUAAAUCCAGUAAGUAUCUCUUCCUAGUGGGAAAAUAUGUACAGCAGUUAGACCUCUUUUAUAAUAAAAUUUUAAAUCAGGCAGAUGAUGGAGAUGAGUGAUGUCCUAAACAAACAUUGCUUGACUUUGUAAUAACUCUUUUCUUUAUUACUUUUGUGUUCUCUCUUUUUAGUUUUGUUCCCAAGACAAACUUGUUCAACUUUGGCCUUGAGAAUUACGCUUACAUGCAGGAGUUUUUGUAAAAGGAUCAUUUAGGCAGCUGUUAAAUAUCCUUCACGUUUUAGAAGAGAAUGGCUUCUUUUAAUACAUUCAUAUAUGUGGUUAAUAGGAAUUUAUGAACUAAAACUUAGAACUAAAAUGUAAGGUUAACAAAAUUCCAAAUUAGCAGUAUUCACGUUCAUUUUCUUCUACUUUCUUAAUUGAAAUUUUAGUGUCCCCUUGGCUAAUACUUUAGAUUUUUUAACAUGAGACACAGAAUUCACAUAGGCCAGUUUAUAUUUCAGUUCACUCCUAAGUUUUCCUGUUCUGUUUUACUUGUCAUUAUAUUCUAAUCAUUAGCUGGAGCUUCUGUAACUGAUUUUUUUUUUCAAUUUAAAUAACAUCUUUUAAUUGAGGUUCUAUAUCCACACUGUUCUGUAUGAAUUUAAUUCAAUCAAUAGAUUAUUUUAAACACCAACAGGAUAUGAAGUAUUAUUUGGCAUAAUUAAAUAAAUAAUGGAAGCAUGAUUCUUA
Molecule: messenger RNA, 3346 nt
Organism: Phyllostomus discolor (pale spear-nosed bat)
Lineage: Eukaryota; Metazoa; Chordata; Mammalia; Chiroptera; Phyllostomidae
Gene: ALX1
Product: ALX homeobox 1
Exons: 4
Coding region: 262-1242 (326 amino acids)
Biological process (GO): negative regulation of DNA-templated transcription; embryonic skeletal system morphogenesis; positive regulation of transcription by RNA polymerase II
Molecular function (GO): RNA polymerase II transcription regulatory region sequence-specific DNA binding; DNA-binding transcription activator activity, RNA polymerase II-specific
Source: RefSeq, a predicted model, not a curated record